CCCACCCACUAACUUUCCGCCACGUGGCACCAUCCUCUUGCCCUAACCCCAUUUGCCUCCUGUGUUGGCUGCUCACCAGCCUCAAAUAAUUCCUAAUUUCCUCCAUAUUUCCUAAAUCAAAUCCACCCGAUAUUUUCUAGUGGCUGUCGUUUUUCCUUUAAUGGCGAAAUUUUUUUGAUAAGAGCAAAAACUGAAACAACCGUUGGGGCUUUCAUCACUUUCUCCAUCUGCUGUGUUCUGCUUGUUCCCUUCAGUUUCGUACUGUUUGUAGCCUUUUCGAGUGUGCUUGAGUGAGCUGGAGUAUUUAGAUCCGCCAUUUGCGAGUUUGUAUGUUGAGCUUCUGUCCGUAUGCGUGAUGAUUCUGUAAAGAUCCGAGCCUGUAGACUGCUGGAUCUCCCAAUGGCUAUCUUCGAAGGUUAAAGGCAACAUCGCAGUUCGUUUAGGGUGAGAUUCUUGAUAGAAAAGAGUUAACUGCUUCCUUUAACUACUCCUGCUCGUACUUCUUGUUUUGGGUUCAGAGAUGCGUCUCGCUCCACUUUCUCUCUUUAUCCGUCUCUGUUUCAAACUUGUAAUUCUGGUGUUUGUGGUGUUACUGUCUUGUUUACCUGUUUAUCACAAAACUGAACGAUUUUAAAAAAUCCCGUUUUGAAAAGGACAAAGACACUGCUUAUGAAAGAAAGAAUUCACGGUCAGAAACAGAGGCAGACUUGCCAAAGGAUCCUUUUGUUACAAGUUUCUCUCUUUUGCAGUACUAGUGUUACUUUGUCAGGUCUCCUCCAAUAUUACCACCACCAGAGGAGUUGUUGCAAGCAAUGAAUGAAUUUGUCCUGUGUGUCUGUAGCAGUAGCAUACCGUGGUCCUCUGUUUAGAUGGACCCUUAUUCAUCUGGAGAAGACCUUGUUGUUAAGACAAGGAAACCUUACACUAUUACCAAGCAACGGGAGCGAUGGACUGAAGAGGAGCAUAAUAGGUUCUUAGAAGCCCUCAAGCUCUAUGGCCGUGCUUGGCAGCGUAUAGAAGAACAUAUUGGAACCAAGACUGCUGUGCAGAUCAGAAGUCAUGCACAGAAGUUUUUCACCAAGAACCAAGUGAUAAAAAAUGCCUGUAAAUUGAUAGGACUGAUGCAAGGAGAAUAUAGCUUCCAAACAAGUGGGUUCAUGACUGUUAUGACAUGCUUCCCAACAAAAAUCCUCAUCCUAGAAAUUAUACUUAUCAGGAUGGUAAAAUCUCGUCUUACACUUCUUUACUUUACUUUGUAUGCAUCCCAAAUGCUUCCAGUUGAACAACCGUUAGAUGUGAGGUUGAGCUUUGUUUUCUUUCCAAAUUUUGUUUCGCGCCAGGAUUAUAGGAUUUCUGUUCUAUACCUAGCAAUUACUGGUGACUGUCACGAAGUACAACCAACUUUAUCUCAGAUAUCUGUUGUCCUAGCAAUUACUGGUGACUUUCACGAAAUACAGCUAACUUUAUCUCAUAUAACUGUUGUGAAAGAUGUAGUGUGCUGUUUCACGGAGAAGCUUGUCAAUCAUAAGCUCUACUUUUGUCUUACCGAGCUAUUGAAUUCUAAUAUAACUGUUUUUGGUAGCCAGAGCAUACAUGCAGGAUUGGAAAAGGAGGCCAAUGUUAAAGGAGUUCCAGUUGGGCAUGCACUUGACAUUGAUAUCCCUCCACCACGACCUAAGAGGAAACCAAGUAGUCCUUAUCCUCGAAAGAAAUGUGUAGAAACUCCUAACCCCCAAGUGGCAUUGAAGAAUGGGAAUACACCAUGCUCGGUUUCUUCUUCGUGUCAUAGUAAACUGACAAUAGCUUUGGAGAAAGAACCUGGAGAGGAACCUAAUGAUGAUGAAAAGUCGGAUAAUGGUAAUAAUGAGCACAGGGCUGUGCGUUGUUCAUCCCUGUCUCCAGCUGAUGCAUCUGAAAAGCCGUGUACUUUUACGCAAUAUGUCCCCCUCUCGAAAGAAGCAACCAAUCACAAUGGGACUGCCGCAUCUCAAAUCACGGUUGAACCCCACGGAGUAAACUCUGACUGCAAACAACCUUUAUUUAACGUCUCAAAUGGCGCCGACUCAUACCCCACCUCACACGACGAGAAGUCCAUGCAAUGUGAGAAGACAGCCGAAAGCAUGGAGAAAUUGUCAACUGCUGACGUGCAAGCCUCGACAAACAACUAUCCACGUCAUGUCCCAGUGCACAUUCUUGACGGAAACUUAGAUAUGUCCUCUGCUGCAGCCGACUCUAAAUUUAGUCAAACAGGCGUGGCCCACGCUCAUCAGAACCUAUUCAUGAAUCAGCCUGCCCCUGCUGCUACUUGUGAAAAUCACCAUCACAUUCAUAACACGUCGAGAUCCUCGAACCAAUCAUUUUCCUGUUAUCAUCCGCCAAUCUUCACUCCCAUCCAGAACCAAAACGACUACUACAAUUCAUUUCUGCACAUUUCCACAAUGUUCUCGAGCCUUCUAGUCUCUGCUUUGUCACAAAACCCCGCAUCCUAUGCUGCGGCCAGGUAUGCCGCCACUUUGUGGCCAUGCACGAACACCAUGGAAGCUCCAGUAGUCUGUGUAGCAGGAGAACCGUCCUCUACAGCCUCAGCGAGUUCGACUCCUCCUAAUCCUACUCCAAGUAUGGCGGCAAUUGCAGCAGCCACAGUAGCAGCUGCCACCGCAUGGUGGGCCGCCCAUGGGCUGCUCCCUCCUUUACUGUGUACACCUUUUCACCCUCCUCCGAUGAACAACAACCUAGGAAUAUCAGAAAACGGUCCUGAUAAUCCUCCUACUGUCUUAUUUGGCCAACAACAGCUGGAUCCAGAAUGCUCUGACGUUCUCUUGAUGAUGCAUGAACAACAGCAGCAGCAGCAGCAUCCGGUUCCUAAAAUGACUGUUGUAUCAUCAUCUGAAUCCGAGGCAAGUGCUGAUGCAGGGCCGAUUGUUGCCGAAGUACAUGCAAAACAUGUGGAUACUGAAGCCAAGAACAUGUCCAAUAACAAAAAGCCAGAAAAGCCUGCAGACCGCUCCUCGUGCGGCUCGAACACGCCCUCGGGCAGUGAUGUGGAGGCGGGAGUGAAAGGUAAAGACGACGAAAAGCAGACGAACGAGAAAGAGGCUUCCGAAGACCCUUUUAGCCGACGUUGCAGAAACACCGCAAGCUACGUGAACGAUUCCUGGAAGGAAGUAUCUGAAGAGGGAAGGCUGGCAUUCCAAGCGCUUUUUUCUAGAGAGGUAUUGCCCCAAAGUUUUUCGCCUCCGCAAGAUGAUGUCAAGAACAAAGGCAAUAAAAUGUUUUCCAUUAAGGAAAAUGCGGAGAAAGACCAAAACAGGCUGCAGCUAGACCUCAACGGUACCUGUCCCCACAAACAAGAGGGAGAUGACAAUGUCUCUCUGAUUAAUGGUAACAAAGAGGGGAUUCUAACCAUAGGACACGGGCAAGUUAAGGUAAAAGCUCGACGGACCGGAUUUAAACCUUACAAGAGAUGCUCGAUGGAGGCUAAGGGCAUUCCGGUUUCAACCAGCAACCAGGAUGAAGAGAAAGGUCCCAAGAGACUGCGUAUAGAAGGAAAGGCCUCUACUUAAUGGUGGGAUUCCAAUUUAGAGGGGUCCCUCUCCCACACUGAUGUUGCAUGCAUUUUUCACUUCAUUCUCCAUUAUGUUUUGAAUUUGUUUAAAUAUGUGUGAUACUAUUUAGGACCGCGUACAAAUAAAAUUAAGAGACUUUCAUGGGUGGACACAAGUUAUUCUAAUUUAUUUCUAAGUAGUGGACACUUUUCAUCUGAUACCAUUCCGCGUGGUUUUUCAUUUUCCCCCUAUUUGACGACUUGGUCAAAUCGGCCGGGCACCAUGGAGAGGUACUUACAUGGAUUUGGAAGUACUGUAGAAAAAGGGUUAUAUAGUAAAUGAUGGUCACACAGAUGCAGGUUGAAGACGGUCUAUGACCUUACACUGUCGAUGGAAGGUGGGUAAUAUAGCAAAUGACGGUGAUGCAGAUGCAGUUUGAAGACAUUCCAUGACCUUACACUGUCAAUGGAAGGUGAGCUGAUUUAGCUAUGUAAGAAAGUGGGAAAUUUGCGAGUACAUCUCAGGAGUGUGGUCGCAACAGGCAGCUUUGGGGAAGGCAAGUCUUUGUUGGCAGUUAAAUUUGUCGUAACUAUAUCUAUAUCUAUAGAGAUUAACAUUUACCAAGAAUAGUAGAGAAUAAAUUUCAGACAAUAUUUAUUUCAUACUAUUUGCGGAAAUAUUUUAAAAUUUUUAAUCAUUCAUUAUUUAAUGUAGG
Striga asiatica is the source of this 4260-nucleotide messenger RNA. The record is from the annotation of a GenBank genome assembly. NCBI's taxonomy places the organism in Eukaryota, Viridiplantae, Streptophyta, Magnoliopsida, Lamiales, Orobanchaceae.